UGUUGCAUCCUGCUCCUAUGAACACUCUCUUCGCUGAGGCUUCGGUCUUUCCCGACAUCUCUAUUUGAUUCAAGAUUACGACGUUGCUUCUCCGUUUCUGAUACUUUAACACGUAAUAUCUCGCCGGGUUUUUUUGUUAUUGUUACUUUUGAGUUCUGAGAGGGAACAUCCCGGUGGGCUUUAUUAUUGGGCCUAAUUGCCCAAAUUUUAACUGAAUGUUAUUUAAAUUCGGAAAUUUUUAAAACAUGGAUAGGUUUUCUUCAAUUACCUUUCCAAAUCCAAUAUAAAGUCCAUGGGCAUGCUCUUGAAUCUGAAUCUCAUAUAUCAUUCUUCACAACUUUCCAAAAGCCCACACCAAACUAGCAAGUGGGAACUGAAAGUGGACAUGGUUAACUAAUAAAGCAUGGAUACUACUAUUAUAUUAUUUGUUCGUCCAUGUGCAACGUUCUCAUUACUAUUAUUUUAUAGUUAAUAAAGCUAGAAAGUGUACCGCAGCACAUUGACACCGACGAAUGAAUCGAUAUGAUUUCUUUAACCCUCUCUAGGCUCCUCCAUUCAGAUCGUAAUAGCUAGAGUUUUCUUUCCAAAAAAUAAGAGAGGACGAUGAUGGGCAACUGGAGGAAGAAGAGAGACGACGAAAACGGGUUGGUGUGGAAGCUUUUCGAGGAUAUCGGAAACGUUGGUCCGGCUUUAGGGCUCGGUGCCGGUUGCGGAUUUGGUUUCGGUGCAGGUCUCACGGGAGGAUACGGACCAGGACUUCCUAAACUGCAGUUUGGGGUCGGGUUUGGAACUGGAUGUGGAAUUGGUGUAGGACUUGGCUUUGGUGUCGGAAGAGGCGCCGUGUUCGACCACGCUCGCGCUUUCAAUAACGUCGUAGACUAUCUCUGGUGGAAGCUUAUUGGUUUUGCUCAAGGCCCUUGAUUGAUUCUAUCCAAGCAAGGUCGAGUCCACACAUUAAGUUGAGGUUUCCUAAUUGCUUGUUCUCUUUGGCGUCGUUUGUUUCUUUCCCUCAGUGUGGUAGAUUGUUGCUUAGACGAUGAUCAUGAACUAUCUUAAUUGACAAGUAUUUACUCUCCAACAGUUGUAUGCUUAGUUACUUUCAGAUUUUCGAUGUGAACUGAUAUGAGAACAAGAUGUGGUUUAGUGUCUCCUAUGUAUUAUUGAGAACACAGCCGAUUCUAUGUCUACAUGUCCAGCUAUUCAUCUGAUUUCCGGUUAAUAAAUCAAUUACGUAUUGCCAUCACAUGAAUAAAUCAAUACUAUUGCACAAAACAAAUACAGUAAAAUUAAAUCUAUAUAAAUUAGUAUCGUUGAAAUUAUAAUUUUUAUUAAUUUAGCGAAAGGUUAAUUAGAUCAAAAUUUUAGUUUGUGACCAGAAACCUCUUUUAGUUAAUCAGGGUAUUAGGUUUUUUUCCCUAAAAUUUGGAAUUAGUUAAUCGAAUAUUAACUUAUGAAAUUAUACUUUUAUACCAUUCUACACUUGGUUGUUUUCCGGACUCAGCUUGAGUUUCCUGUUGCAUUAGAAUGCUGAUCCUUCGCUUCUUUGAUGGUUAUGUUUGGUUUUGCAGCGAUUUUGUAUCUCAACGAGGAAAAUAGGAGAUGCUUAGAGAUGGAUACUCAAACACCGUUGUAUUUUUUUUUUAUCUCUCUUAAUAAACAUAACGUAAAAGAAUGGCGACAUAACGUAAAAGAAUGGCGACAAUGCGAUGGAAUUGACAUGCAACUAAUGAAAACAGAGGAGCUUUUCAAGGAUAAGAAGUUUCAGCAAUGGAAAGGAGAAAAUCACAUCUCAAACAGAAGCUUCUCCUCCCCGACAAGUACACAAAGAACAAGCUAGAGAUUGAGGUAAAAGUAAAACCAAACAUUAUUUAAGAUGAGAAUCACGACUGACCUUGAGAUUGUUUUCGUUCGAUCUACUUGUUCAGAGAAGGGAAGAGAAAGCUUCAAAGGGCUUAUCUAUGUGGCUGACUCCUGGCAUGAGGACUCAGGUAGACACUGGUCUAGGCCUCGGUUUAAUUUCGAGCUCGAUGGUUAAUUGAAGAAGAAAUAUCAUUUCCUCUUGUGGCUUUACCUCUAACUCUGUGGCACAGCCCCUACCAUUUCUUGAGAACACAAGGAUUACGGAAGAAAAUAAGGUGUUGAACUCCUGUGUUACAUCGCCGUUUUGUUGGUGCAUUGCAACAGCUCGGUGGUCAUGGAGGUAAAGACAAAUGAUCUUGAGUUUGGUUACUUAAUACAGAACUAGAACUAGAACUUGACCCCACGUCUAUUUUAGUUUUUAUAAAUAAAUAUUUCUUUUUCAUGAUUAAUGAUAAAUAUUUUUUACAAUAUUGCUAAUUGUAUAUUAUUAUGUUUUAAAAGAAGAUUUAUAUAGUGUGAAUGCACUAAUUUAAUUGAUUGUUUCAAACUAUCAUUUGCAAUGCGUUUUCUUCAUAAUAUAUACUAGAUGAUAACUAGCGCGCAUGCACGGACUGAGUUUUUAUAAUAAUGUUUGUUUAUGAAAUAAUUUUAACAUUUUGCAACACUACAAUCUUUAUCGAUAAUAAAAUGAUGAAUACAAAUGUUGGUCUCUUAAAUAUAUCAUCGUUAUUUAAGAGUUAACGUAUUACAUCUCAUUUUAAUUAUUUUUAAGACUUCAUAUUCACAAAAGUAAAUUAAGUUUUGCGGCUGACACAAAUCACCAAAACCAAAUA
Brassica rapa (field mustard) is the source of this 2693-nucleotide messenger RNA. Its product is annotated as protein TRIGALACTOSYLDIACYLGLYCEROL 5, chloroplastic. NCBI's taxonomy places the organism in Eukaryota, Viridiplantae, Streptophyta, Magnoliopsida, Brassicales, Brassicaceae. The record is from RefSeq and is a predicted model, not a curated record.